Molecule: messenger RNA, 606 nt
Organism: Dichomitus squalens LYAD-421 SS1
Lineage: Eukaryota; Fungi; Basidiomycota; Agaricomycetes; Polyporales; Polyporaceae
Exons: 2
Coding region: 1-606 (201 amino acids)
Source: RefSeq, a predicted model, not a curated record
AUGCCCCACAUCGUCUCAGACGUUUCCAUCGGUGACCCCGGUGUCGAUGACGGCCCCGACGGUCUCGCGAAAUUCUGCCAGUUCAUGCUCAACAAGCCAGAGUUCGCCAAGGCCCUACGCGCGCUGCGUCUGCUCGACGGCGCGUUCGCCUGCCCUGCUAGCUCUGGCGGACGGUCUGGAUGGGGCGCAGACUUCUCUCCUGCCGGCCUUGUUGCCAAAGGCCUGUCCACCGCGGUGAACCUCCGCGUCCUUCACAUACGCGACGCGGAGCCCCUCUUCCAGUCGCAUCCGGCCGUUUACGCGGCCAUCACGAAGCUCGACCGGCUGAAGCUCCAGGGCAAGCUGCAGGUCAUCGAAAACGGGCUGUGGAAGGACGGCCCGCGGCCGCAGGGCGACGUGACGCCGUUCGGACGGUACGUCGAGUCGCUGUGGCACAUCCGGCUCUGGGAGUGCGGCUACAUGCUCGAGAGCGUCAUCGACCGACACGUCUGGCCGGACGUGCACACGCUCAACAUCGGCGGUCGCAUUGCGAAGAUAUCCGAGCUCGCCCGCGCAUUCCCCAACCUCCGCCGCCUCAUGUUCCACAUGGAGUUCUCCGUCAAGUAG